Molecule: messenger RNA, 225 nt
Organism: Necator americanus (New World hookworm)
Lineage: Eukaryota; Metazoa; Nematoda; Chromadorea; Rhabditida; Ancylostomatidae
Exons: 2
Coding region: 1-225 (74 amino acids)
Source: RefSeq, a predicted model, not a curated record
AUGCACAGCCUGAGCCCUGCCGUCUCAGACGUUGGACAGUAUGGCGACCGGCGUGAGAUGGAAAUCAUUACGGAGAAGUUCUACUCAAACCUUUUCUAUUCAUCACCUGUAUCAAGCCCGAUCAUCCCCACUGGUAAAGCUCCACAUGGAAUUCUCCCUUCGGAAGUUCGAGUCGCAAUCAAGAGCAUGAAACCUGGCGCAGCUUCGGAAGCUGAUUUUAUAUAA